This is a messenger RNA of Cutaneotrichosporon cavernicola, 798 nucleotides long. RefSeq lists its product as uncharacterized. The coding region runs from base 1 to 798 and encodes 265 amino acids. The record is from RefSeq and is a predicted model, not a curated record. Lineage: Eukaryota; Fungi; Basidiomycota; Tremellomycetes; Trichosporonales; Trichosporonaceae. The transcript has 3 exons.
AUGCCGCUCUUCCGCUCGACUUCGGUCUCGACGCUUUCACUCCGUGCUUUCGACACAACCCUCGCCGCAGUCAGUGGCGCACCACUGACAAAGUGCAAGCGGCCCUCAACACCACCAUUCCGCGGGCUUGUCGAUAACCCGUUCAUCUACAGACAGCCCCUCACGCGCGUACGCACCCGGACGCGCUCCCGCUCUCCUCUCUAUCGCUCACCACCUUCGUCUCUGUCCGACGUGCCCUUGUCCCCAACAACACCUACCGACCAGCACGACGAACUCGACUACGUGUUCGAGUUUGAGCCUGACCCGGCUUAUCACUACGAGCUAGGCAACCCACCUUUUCCCCUCACCCGCAUGCCCGCAGUCGAGAACCUCGACAAGUGUCUCGAGAAUCCCAGCUGCUCAAAGCCUCCCAUGGCUGUGAGCACGCUCCCUCCAUUUUCCCCUCGGACUGAGGCGCAGCGGUAUGCGGCGGCGCACCGGGCGUCGAUCGACGCAAAUUCCUGCUGCUCGCCCUUGUUGUCGGCGACUCGCUCGCGAGCCACUUGCUCGUCUUAUGAUGCAGACGACGACGGCGAGCUAGACGACCACGACGGCAUUGUCUGGAUCUGUAACCGCGUCCCUCUCAACGGCGAGUACUUUCGCCGUGUCGACACAUUCCGCCAGUCGAUAGGCUCGGCGCUCGACCCCAUCGCUCCCAAGGCCCACGCACCUGGAAAGAAGAACCGCCUACUGAUGCGAAAGCUCGUGGGAGCGUGGCUGGACGACUGUAGCCCAACGUCGAGGCGAAAACACAGGUAG